Molecule: messenger RNA, 1439 nt
Organism: Phaeodactylum tricornutum CCAP 1055/1
Lineage: Eukaryota; Bacillariophyta; Bacillariophyceae; Surirellales; Neidiaceae
Exons: 1
Coding region: 1-1281 (426 amino acids)
Biological process (GO): maturation of SSU-rRNA from tricistronic rRNA transcript (SSU-rRNA, 5.8S rRNA, LSU-rRNA)
Cellular component (GO): nucleolus; small-subunit processome
Source: RefSeq, a predicted model, not a curated record
AUGGCAGGAUCCCAGGCAUCGCCUCCGUCCGAGUCCGCCCUGUUGCAGGGCUUGAUCGAAACGUCCCGCAAGGUGGAAGCCUCCCUUCUACCGGCCAUUCACGCACACCACACGACGCCGGAUCAAUUCCAUCCUUCGCAGGGCUUGGACUUUCUCGACGCUCGCAACACCGUCCUCCUCUCGUAUUUGAUCGAACGGACCUUGGCCUUGCGACACCGACUCGUCGAAUCGCCCACGAUGUACGACGGUGACAAUGUGAAUGCCCUACAUCAACACCAGCACCGACUGCGCUUGGUCACCACCGUUCUCGACAAGACGCGGGGACUCGACCAGAAACUUCGUUACCAGAUUGACAAACUCUUGGCCAAGGCGGCCCAGGAUGACACUGUUGAUCAUCCCAACGAUUCAAACAAUGACAACGCCAUGGGUCCCGAAGAUCCCUUGCAGUUUCGACCCCGCGUCGAAGACGACAGUGACGACAGCAACAGGGACAGUCCUGACGACGGUAGUAUUCACAGCGAUAACGACAACCACAAUGUCGACGACCGUAUCCACAGUGACGACGAUGACGAUUUGGCGGCGGCGCGAAGAACCCUUGCCGUGGCUCAAACCAAGAGUCACAAAAAUUCUCGUACCACCGACCCCGACCAAACGAGCAACAACAACAACGAUAGCACAGGCACAGGCGUCUAUCAGGCACCGCGCGUCGCCGCGGUCCCUUACACGCACGACCGCGUUGACCGGGACGCACAGCGUACCCAGCGGGAUCGCCAGCGUCAACGCGCUUCCGAAUUGGCCCAGACACUCCGCGAACAAUACGGCGACGCCCCGGAACAGCAGGACGUGCACGGCGGUACGGAACUCGGCCGACAGCGCGAGGCGGCGCGGAGACACGCCUCCCGACAAGCCGAACAAACACGCUUCGAAGAAGAUACCAUGGUGCGACUCACCACCACACGUAAACAAAAGAAGGAGCGACAGCGACUCAUGCGCGACGAAACCAGUAACCUGGGGGCUAUUGCCGAUCUCGGGAAUCUCGUGCGCGACUCGACUUCGGCGUGGGGACGCGACCGAAAUGUGGAAGAGCCCGUGGACGAUAUUCUCGGAUACGAACGACACGCGAACGGCAAACGGAGACGAAAAAUGAUUGACCGCGACGGGCGGGCCGUGACCGAUCAGUCCGCCAAAAGCAAGAUCGUGGACGCCAAGAACUCGCUCCAGUCGGCGUUGUACGGUGGUGGACCCCGGACCGGGAAGAAGGGAAAGAAGGGCAAGCGCUAGAAAGGUCGUGGUGGAUGGGCGCUGUGCCGGGUGCCACCAACCACCAUGACAUGAACCUCUACCACCAAACCGUAGUGAUCAUUACAACCAUCACUACACUAUCUAGCAAGCCCACGCGUACGAAUAAAUACGCACUCCUUACUACGAAUAAAGCCAAU